AUGCAACAGACUGUUGGUGUCAGCAGCCGUCACCCGUCUACACCUCGUGUUCAUCACCCGUCUACACCUCGUGUUCAUCACCCGUCUACACCUCGUGUUCAUCACCCGUCUACACCUCGUGUUCAUCACCCGUCUACACCUCGUGUUCAUCACCCCGUCUACACCUCGUGUUCAUCACCCCGUCUACACCUCGUGUUCAUCACCCGUCUACACCUCGUGUUCAUCACCCCGUCUACACCUCGUGUUCAUCACCCGUCUACACCUCGUGUUCAUCACCCGUCUACACCUCGUGUUCAUCACCCGUCUAUACCUCGUGUUCAUCACCCGUCUACACCUCGUGUUCAUCACCCCGUCUACACCUCGUGUUCAUCACCCGUCUACACCUCGUGUUCAUCACCCCGUCUACACCUCGUGUUCAUCACCCCGUCUACACCUCGUGUUCAUCACCCCGUCUACACCUCGUGUUCAUCACCCCGACUACACCUCGUGUUCAUCACCCCGUCUACACCUCGUGUUCAUCACCCGUCUACAUCUCCGUGUUCAUCACCCCGUCUACACCUCGUGUUCAUCACCCCGUCUACACCUCGUGUUCAUCACCCCGUCUACACCUCGUGUUCAUCACCCCGUCUACACCUCGUGUUCAUCACCCGUCUACACCUCGUGUCUUCACCCCGUCUACACCUCGUGUUCAUCACCCGUCUACAUCUCCGUGUUCAUCACCCCGUCUACACCUCGUGUUCAUCACCCGUCUACACCUCGUGUCUUCACCCCGUCUACACCUCGUGUUCAUCACCCCGUCUACACCUCGUGUUCAUCACCCCGUCUACACCUCGUGUUCAUCACCCGUCUACACCUCGUGUCUUCACCCCGUCUACACCUCGUGUUCAUCACCCCGUCUACACCUCGUGUUCAUCACCCCGUCUACACCUCGUGUUCAUCACCCGUCUACACCUCGUGUUCAUCACCCCGUCUACAGCUCGUGUUCAUCACCCCGUCUACACCUCGUGUUCAUCACCCGUCUACACCUCGUGUUCAUCACCCGUCUACACCUCGUGUUCAUCACCCCGUCUACACCUCGUGUUCAUCACCCCGUCUACACCUCGUGUUCAUCACCCCGUCUACACCUCGUGUUCAUCACCCCGUCUACACCUCGUGUUCAUCACCCCGACUACACCUCGUGUUCAUCACCCCGUCUACACCUCGUGUUCAUCACCCGUCUACAUCUCCGUGUUCAUCACCCCGUCUACACCUCGUGUUCAUCACCCCGUCUACACCUCGUGUUCAUCACCCCGUCUACACCUCGUGUUCAUCACCCGUCUACACCUCGUGUCUUCACCCCGUCUACACCUCGUGUUCAUCACCCCGUCUACACCUCGUGUUCAUCACCCCGUCUACACCUCGUGUUCAUCACCCGUCUACACCUCGUGUUCAUCACCCCGUCUACAGCUCGUGUUCACUCUUUAA
This is a messenger RNA of Procambarus clarkii (red swamp crayfish), 1464 nucleotides long. The record is from RefSeq and is a predicted model, not a curated record. NCBI's taxonomy places the organism in Eukaryota, Metazoa, Arthropoda, Malacostraca, Decapoda, Cambaridae.